Molecule: messenger RNA, 4680 nt
Organism: Eremothecium sinecaudum
Lineage: Eukaryota; Fungi; Ascomycota; Saccharomycetes; Saccharomycetales; Saccharomycetaceae
Product: myosin family protein
Exons: 1
Coding region: 1-4680 (1559 amino acids)
Biological process (GO): actin filament organization; vesicle transport along actin filament
Cellular component (GO): vesicle; myosin complex; cytoplasm
Molecular function (GO): ATP binding; actin filament binding; microfilament motor activity
Source: RefSeq, a predicted model, not a curated record
AUGUCGUAUGAGGUCGGUACCCGCUGCUGGUACCCAGACAAAGAUCAGGGGUGGAUCGGUGGAGAGAUUUGCAAGAAUAAACAAGUUGAUGAUAAGUUUCAUUUAGAUUUAACGUUAGAAAAUGGUAAUGUCAUCAAGAUUAUAACUUCUAGUCUCGAAGAAGGAUCAAGUGAUGAAUUACCAUUAUUAAGAAAUCCUCCAGUGUUAGAAGCUACUGAAGAUUUAACGUCGCUUUCUUAUUUGAAUGAGCCUGCUGUUUUGCAUGCAAUCAAGGUGCGGUAUGCGCAGUUGAAUAUUUAUACUUAUUCAGGGAUUGUGCUAAUUGCCACUAAUCCAUUUGAUAGAGUGGAGCAGUUAUAUUCUCAGGAUAUGAUUCAAGCAUAUGCGGGUAGAAGACGUGGAGAAUUAGAGCCGCAUUUGUUUGCUAUUGCUGAAGAAGCGUAUAGUUUGAUGAAAAGAGAUGGCGAAAACCAGACAAUUGUAGUUUCUGGAGAGUCUGGAGCAGGGAAAACCGUUUCUGCGAAGUAUAUAAUGCGGUAUUUUGCCACAGUCGAGCAGUGUAAAGAAACUGGUGCUGGAGGGUCGCUGUCUGUGAUCGAGAUGUCCGAUACGGAGAAGAGAAUUUUAGCUACCAAUCCUAUAAUGGAAGCGUUUGGUAAUGCCAAGACUACAAGGAAUGAUAACUCUUCGCGAUUUGGUAAGUACCUUGAAAUUCUGUUUGAUGCACAAACCUCUAUUGUUGGUGCACGAAUUAGGACAUAUUUGUUGGAAAGAUCAAGGCUUGUCUUUCAACCGCAAACGGAGAGGAACUACCACAUAUUUUACCAGCUUUUGGCAGGGUUGCCGAAGACCAGUAAAGAAAAACUAAGAUUGAGUGAAGUGGAAGACUAUCAUUACUUAAACCAAGGUGGGGAGUACACAAUUAAGGGUGUUGAUGACAAAGCUGAGUACAAAACUACUACGGAAGCUCUAAAAUUAGUGGGUAUUUCUGAGCAGUCUCAAUUUGAAUUGUUCAAAAUAUUGGCAGCUCUAUUGCAUAUCGGGAACAUCGACAUCAAGAAAACAAGGACUGACGCUUCUGUAAGCACUGAUGACCAGCAUCUAAGCACAGCAUGCGAAUUACUAGGCAUUGAUCCCGUAAACUUUGCUAAGUGGAUCACUAAGAAGCAGAUUAAUACGCGAUCGGAAAAGAUCAUUUCGAAUCUCAGUUAUAAACAGGGGGUCGUUGCCCGUGAUUCUGUGGCCAAAUUCAUGUAUUCUGCUCUUUUUGACUGGUUAGUGCAGAAUAUUAAUAAGGUUUUGUGCAAUCCCGAGAUAGCCAAUGAAAUGUCGUCCUUCAUUGGUGUCCUUGAUAUUUAUGGGUUUGAGCAUUUUGAAAAGAACUCCUUCGAACAGUUUUGUAUUAACUAUGCUAACGAGAAGUUGCAGCAAGAGUUUAACCAGCAUGUUUUCAAAUUAGAACAGGAAGAAUACGUUAAUGAGCAGAUACAAUGGUCAUUCAUUGAGUUCAAUGACAAUCAACCAUGUAUUGAUUUGAUUGAAAGUAAAUAUGGUAUUCUAUCGUUAUUGGAUGAAGAAUCUAGAUUACCAGCUGGAUCGGAUGAAAGUUGGACUCAAAAAUUAUAUCAGACUCUUGAUAAACCACCGACUAAUAAAGUUUUCUCAAAGCCAAGAUUUGGUCAAGCAAAAUUCAUUGUAUCUCACUAUGCUUUAGAUGUGUCUUACGACGUUGAGAGCUUUAUCGAAAAGAAUAGAGACACAGUAUCAGAUGGUCAUAUGGAGGUGUUAAGGAACUCUUCAAAUGAAACAUUGCUCGAGAUUCUGGAUGCUUUGGAUAGAACUGCAGUUGAAUUAUCUGAGAAACAGGAUGCACAAAAGAAACCAGGCCCAGCAGCCAGAACGGUUAAUAGAAAACCCACACUGGGUUACCUUUUUAAACAAUCCUUGAUCGAGCUCAUGAAAACUAUCAAUGCUACUAAUGUGCAUUACAUUCGUUGUAUUAAACCAAACGAAAAUAAGGAAGCGUGGCAAUUCGAUAACUUGAUGGUGUUAUCUCAACUAAGGGCAUGUGGUGUAUUGGAAACUAUCAGAAUAUCGUGCGCAGGGUUCCCAACCAGGUGGACAUACAACGAAUUUGCCUUAAGAUACCAUAUUUUAGUACCAUCGCCGCAUUGGACAAAAAUAUUUGCAACCGAAACCACACAAGAAGAGAUAAGUGAAUUAUGUAAGAAGAUAUUGGAUGCCACCGUCACAGAUAAAGAGAAGUUUCAAUUAGGUAACACUAAGAUCUUUUUCAAGGCUGGAAUGUUGGCAUAUUUGGAGAAAAAACGAACUGAUAAGUUAAACAACUCUUCUACAAUGAUCCAAAAGAAGAUUAAGGCUAUCUAUUAUCGUAGGAAAUAUUUGGCAACUGUGAGUGCGAUUGUAAAAACGCAGUCUUGGUCUAGGGGUAAAUUUGUUCGUGCUCAUGUAGAUCAUGAAUUCAAGACUUUAGCUGCUUUGCUGAUACAGCCAUUGUUAUUGGGUUGUAAAGUGCGUGAAAAGGUCAAGCAUCAAUUGUCCAGCAUUGUUCGGACUCAAUCCUUAAUGAGAACACAAUUGGUGCGUGCGAUGUUAGUGAGAAGAAGGGAAAAUGAUGCUGCAGUGAAAAUUCAGAAGCAGGUUAGAGCCUCUAAACCUAGGAGUUACUAUGUUAGAUUUAGAAAAAGCACAAUUGUAGUGCAAUCUUUGGUCAGAAGGAAAUUUGCUCAAAGAAAGUUAGAAUCUUUGAAACAGGAAGCAAAAUCUGUUAGCCAUUUGAAAGCUGUUUCUUAUAAGUUGGAAAACAAGGUUAUUGAAUUAACGGAGUCGUUAGCUGCGAAGGUGAAAGAGAACAAGGAAUUCAAUGCUCGCAUUAAUGAGUUACAAACUUCGUUAGAGGAAUCAGCUAAUAUGAGAGCACUAUUGAAAAUUCAAAAUCAAGAGUAUGUUAACUCUAUGAAUGAAAAGCGUAGUGUUCAGGAAGCUGCUUAUGAAGAAGUACACUCAAAGUUAUUGGCUGCGAAGAAAGAAUGUGAAGAUGCCAGACUUGAAAUUGAAGAACUGAAAUCCACACAAAAGCAAUUAAGAAAUGAAAUUAAGGAGAAAGUGGAUGAAUUGUCGAGGGUUAGACAAAUUUUGGCUGAUUCUAAGACUCAAAACUCUGAUUUAUCUAAUGAAGUUUCUUCUUUGAAAGAGGAAAUCGCACGGUUGCAUAACGCAAUUCGUAAUGCCCCGCCUCCUGCAAAUGCUGUGUCGCCAAUUAAUGGCAAGCGUGCUAAUUCUUAUACUACUAUGGAUAGCGCUGCUUCUCCUAAGCAAUGGAAUAUGGUUUCUCUCAACAAUAGUGUAAUAGAGGAGGAUAGCAGAUCCGUUCUUUCCCAGAUUUCUCAUAUUAACGAUGAGUUGUAUAAGCUACUAAGUGAUGAUAGACCACUAACUAAUGAGAUUGUGGAGUCCCUAUUGAAGAACCCAAGGUUACCUCAGACAGGGUUUGUUGCCAACUUAUCAAAGAAGGAGGUUUUAUAUCCUGCUAGAGUUAUAAUCAUCAUUUUAAGUGAUAUGUGGAGAAUGGGAUUAACGGAACAAAGUGAACGUUUCCUCGCAGCUACAUUAGCAGUUAUUCAAUCUAACGUUACUAAUUACAAGGGAGAUAACAUCGUUGGUGUAGGAGCCUUCUGGUUAACCAAUGUACGCGAGUUAUAUUGUUUUGCAAUUUUUGCGCACAAGUCUAUUUUGACAGAUAAUUCCUACAUGAAGGACUUAAAUGAGGAAGAAUAUAAGCAGUAUGUUACACUGGUCAGUGUCCUAAAGGAUGACUUUGAAACUCUAAGUUACAAUAUAUACAACUUAUGGUUGAAAAAGUUACAAAAAGAAUUAGAAAAGAAGGCUGUUUCUGCGGUUGUCGUUUCUCAGGCUCUACCAGGAUUUGUUGUUCCAGAUUCAUCUGCAUUUCUACCGAAGUUAUUCUCAGCUGGAGGCAGCAAUUAUAAAAUGGAUGAUAUUUUGACAUUUUUCAACACUAUUUACUGGACUAUGAAGGCUUAUCACGCAGAGCCUGAAGUAUACCGGGAAGUCGUUAUGUCACUAUUGAAGUUUGUAGAUGCCAUUUGUUUCAAUGAUUUGAUCAUGAGACGUAACUUCCUGUCAUGGAAACGUGGUUUACAGUUAAAUUACAACGUCACAAGGUUAGAGGAAUGGUGUAAAGUGCAUCAUAUUCCCGAAGGCAGUGCAUGUUUACAACAUAUGCUACAAGCAUCGAAGCUUUUGCAAUUGAAGAAGGCUACAGUUGAAGAUAUCGACAUUUUAUGGGAGAUAUGUUCAUCAUUGAAGCCUGUUCAGAUACAAAAGUUAAUCGCUCAAUACUCUGCUGCAGAUUAUGAGGUCCCAAUUGCGGAAGACAUUUUAAGAUUUGUUGCAGACAGGGUUAAGAGGGAAUCUGCAUUAUCGAAUGACGACAACGCUGCCCAUAACAACGAUAUUUUCCUCCCUAUUGCGUCAGGUUCAUUUAGCGAUCCAUUCAGUAACAUAGAGCCCAGAGAAAUCGGCAAAAUCGAGGCUCAUAUUCCAGCUUGGUUGAAUUUACCACUUGCUAGAAGAGUGGUUGAAUUGAUUUCCGAAAACGUAUCCGCCGUGGAAUCUCAAGGUCAGGAGUCUGAGUGA